AGCGUGCAGACUUUGACCUCAGCAUGGUGGAGGAAGGGGAGAGCGAACCGCCAGGGAAACGGCGGAAACUGAAGCUCUCACUGUCCCGAUCCAGGCCUAUUGCUGCCACAGCUUGUCAUGAUAGAACACUGCGCGCCGCAGGGCCUCGGCCUCCUGCAGCAACUGAAGACAUCGUCUCGGGGACGACGGCGACGGGAAGAGGGGAGGUAGAUACGGAUAGCACCGACUCGAAGGAGAGGGCGAGAUGGGAGAAUGGUACCGAGAGAACGGUAGUGAAGGUUUAUAGCGACGCAAAAAAGACGACUGGAGGGGAGAGCGACGAUGAGGCGUAUUUCUCUGCAAACUUCAAGUCCGUAUGCUGCAGUGUCCUUUCCGAGGACUGUCCAGAGAGACAUGUUUUUACUGAGGACGAGAGAUCUACAGUUGAACGCUUUAUGAGUCUGUCUGGUUGUGAGCAGCAGCUGUACGUGAGACUGUUUCUGAGGAAGCAUCAGUGGCUGAGAGUGGAGAAACUCAAGUACGACAGAAUAUCUGAGGACCUUGGUCCCAUCACAGCAGGACUCGUCUCCAAGAACUUCCUCCUACCAGAGAGUGAUCUGAGGGACGAAAGAGAGGCCCUGGGUCUCCUCCAGGUCUCGGAGCUGAAGCAGCUCUGCAGGGACAUGAAGAUGGCCGGCUCCCUGCAGCGCUGCACCAAGACAGAGAUCAUCAAGUCCCUGCUCUCCCACAGCCAGCAACACAGACCUCUGUUUGGGGCACCCUCCUUUCUCAAUGUCGUCUUCAAGAGAGUGAAGGCUCUACUGGGGAGGUGUGUCUGUGUGGCUCCUCAGGCAGUGGAGGUGUUCUCCAAAUGCCUUCUCCUCCAUUCUCUCACCACCUCACUCUCCUCCUCUUCUUAUUCAUCCUCAUCCUGGACUGAGGAGGGCGAAUCUGCUGCCUUCUCUGACACUGUUUACAAGAUGCUCCAGGUGAAGAUCGGGCAGGUGGUGUUCAGUGACUAUGACGUGUAUGUGACGGAGCCUCUCUUCUCAUCGCCCGAGCAGUUUUCAAGAUUUUAUGCAGCAAGUAAGGAUCUGCGUGCACUAGUGGCAGCAGUAGAGGCCAGAGAAGGCGGAGAUGAGAUACUGGCUUUGGUCAGGAGAACUAGAGACGCCUUUCAACACGAAAUAGCCGGAGGUUGUUCGGCUCGAGGGUUUAUGGAGAAGAUGACGACUGGAUGGGUCCUUGCCAAGACAGUGACUGGUGGUGUUGAGUAUCUGGAGAAGAGAGGAGACUAUGGAGGAGCGGUGGAGCUACUGGAGCUGCUGCUGAGUCAGAGUCAGUUUGGUCGCUCUCUCAGGGGCCACUGGCUGGAGAGACUGAGUCUUAACCUUGACUUCCACCUGGGAGAGAAACAGAAGUGUCUGGAGGUGAUAAAGAGGGCACUGGUAGAGGAGACUGACCUCCAUCCAGCCAGGAGACUGUCCCUGACCCAGAGAGCUCUCAAGAUACUCCAGACAAACUCCAGACACAAGAGCAGGAAAGUGGGGAAACACAGAUCACCGAUUUUGUGGUGCCAUUUUUCUCCGUUCGACUUCCCCCAGCCGGAAAUAAUACCAGCUAAAGAGGUUGUGGUUGAAGCCCAACGAUACAACAUAGACAGCAGACCACUCUACGCCGUUUCCAAGCCACGAUAACCCUGACACCUUCAACUUUGUGAGCGUGGAGGGGCUGGCCAUGCACCACUACAGCGCUGCCGAGUCCUGGCCCUGUGCCGUCCACGCCGAGAAGUCCACCUUCUCCCUCCUGUUCUGUCUCCUCAUGUGGGACACCAUCUUCUGUCCUGGUGUACCCAAUGUCUUCAGAACUAAACUACAGGCUGGGCCACUGGAUCUGUUGACUGGUGAGUUCUACACCAACAGACAGGAGCUGAUAGACUCUCGUCUCAAAUGGAUACAACUCUCCAAGAGCGAGGAGUUGUCGGGAGCAGUAGAGGAGUGUUGGGAGAGGAACCACGGUCGACUCUGUCACGGAGCUGACUGGGACGUCCUGCCAACCAUCCAGGAUGCAAAGUCUCUGGCAGUGUGUAUGGGAGGGGAGCUGCUGAGUAAGGUCUCCAGGCAGUUUGCCAUGUUCUACGGUCAGUCAUGCGGGGGACUACCUGACCUCACUCUGUGGAACCCCUCUACCAACACAUGCAAGUUUGUGGAGGUGAAGGGACCUGGAGAUAGACUCUCCAACAAGCAGAUAGUCUGGCUCUCCAGGCUGGCCUCCUGGGGUUGUCAGGUGGAGGUAUGCAGGGUCAAAGCUCAGACAAGAUGACCAACUGCAUCCACAGUGUACUUUUUACUGAGACUUUGACUAUUCACUUCUUUUAGUUAAAGACAGAUAAUCCAAUUGCCACUCUUAACUUUAGUGUAUGUUUAGUAUUCAAAUCUCAAGAGGGAGGAAUUAGUGGUCUCUUUCCAGUCACCAGCUCACAUUUCAUUGUUGCCUCUAUAUACACCACGUACUGACAUUAUAAGUUGGAGGUAUAAGAUCCUUGGUUCGUGUAGCAUUCAGCAAGAGGGUUUUCAUUGCAGCGGUUCUAUAGACACACAGCAACGUAGCUA
Geodia barretti is the source of this 2591-nucleotide messenger RNA. NCBI's taxonomy places the organism in Eukaryota, Metazoa, Porifera, Demospongiae, Tetractinellida, Geodiidae. The record is from the annotation of a GenBank genome assembly.